Messenger RNA from Monopterus albus (swamp eel), 1119 nucleotides. RefSeq names its product guanine nucleotide-binding protein G(s) subunit alpha isoforms XLas-like. The transcript is spliced from 4 exons. NCBI's taxonomy places the organism in Eukaryota, Metazoa, Chordata, Actinopteri, Synbranchiformes, Synbranchidae. The coding region runs from base 503 to 1090 and encodes 195 amino acids. The record is from RefSeq and is a predicted model, not a curated record.
UGAACCUCUAAAUCAAUAUGUGCUUGAAUGUUUGACAGUGACUGCUCUUUGUACGUAUCAUUGUGACUUUAUGUUAAACCUGUCUUAAACAAGUGCUGCUAGCACCUCCUACAGGCUGCCGUGUUUAUUAUAGUCACAGCGUCCUGAUGAGUUAGCCUCACCAGUGGUGGAACCCUGAAUCAUCGAUAUAUUUGCAUUUACCAAAGCCACUGUCACAGCCGCUGUCACCACUUGUCCACAUGCUUAUGUACUGUUUAUGGAGCUUUCAAUCAUAUCACAAUAUUCUUCAGACGACAGAGUUCCUCGGUUUUUCUGUGGAUCGUAGGUGUUUAAAUUUGAAUUAUUGUCUGAUCAGUUAAAGGAGUUGUUUUCUGUGCUUGCAUAAAAGUUAUGGUUCAAUCUCCAUCUGCUGAGGAGGAUUGUGUGAUACGAUCGAGUGCUCCAAAUACUUAAUGGGCCUUGUGAGCCCACUGCUUCUCCCCGCUGUUCAAGUGUCAGUGUGAUGAUGACCCAGGCAUUGACUUUCGACCUAGUCGUCGUGUCCCUACUGGUUCUGCUGCUGGUUCUGGUGGUGCUGCUGCUUGUCUGCUGGAUCCUCAGACGCAGUAGGAGCAGAAACCUCACAGAGCUACAGAUCUCAUCAGGACAACCUCCUCGCGUUUUGAUCAUUAGAGCCAAGCCAGAUGACACCCUCCAGCUGCUGGACCACCUGCUGGACCGAGUCUUUCUCCAGGGAGAACCUACAUUAGAAUCUGGAGGAGAACCUGGGGCAGAACCUGGGGAGGAACCUAGAGGAGAACCUGGAGCGGAACCUGGAGGAGAACCUGGGGCAGAACCUGGAGAGGGACCUAGAGGAGAACAUAGAUCAUAUUCUGGAUCAGACCCAGAGGUUUUUACAGUAGCACCCUCUCACCCCAUUACAGAUACUCCGUCUUCCUCCCCUCAUCCUCCUACUCCGAUUCAGGAUCAAGCCAAUGACCUUGGCCCUCUUCAGUUGGAUGAAUCCCAGCAUGCAUCUCUCUCCUCACAAGGUGCCUCCUGUAGUGCAAGAUCCAAGGAGGAGAGCCAACAUGACUAUUCACAAGUUUAGAGCGCAAUAAAGAAAUCACUGGUCAUUUC